UUUCCUCGGGGUUUUCUGUCAAAAAAAAAAAAAAAAAUUAUACAUAUAUUCCGGCACCGUUUGACAGCUCCCUGGGAGGCUGUCAGCUCAUCUGUCGCUCGCGCAAAAUGUGUCUAAAUGGAUUGUAAAUGAUCUUGAUGAAAUAUUUACACGCAAGAGCCGAGUGUGUGACAACAUUAGACAUGGACUGUCCCUGGCUUCGCUGUGCUCCUGUGGGACGACCGACCCAACCCCAGUAGCUGAUCGACAAAACAACCAACCGGCCCAGUAGACGACUGCUCCUCUCUCCUUCGAUUGGCUGGCCGCCACCGCUUCCCCCAUCCUGACUGGCUCUGCUGGGAGCGUGGAUGGAGCCAAGAGAUCUGGUUGGCUCAGCCCGACCCAAAGAGGCGGACCUUCAGGGAGGCAGGGUGGGGCCAAAUGAAGUGGACCAGGAAAGAGCAGGGGCCAUUGGGUUGGCGCACGGUGAUGAUGUGAUUAACGGUACCAUCAGCGAAGGGGAGGGGCUAGAAGAGCAGGGGGAGGGGCUUAUGGAGGAGCAGGAGUUCUCCAUCAAGGAAGCAAGUUUCCAGGAAGGAAGUCUCAAACUGAAGAUACAGACCACCAAGCGCACCAAGAAGCCCCCCAAGAGUCUUGAGAACUACAUUUGCCCACCUGAGAUUAGGAUGACCAUCAGACCUCCGGUUGGAGAAGGCAAGGUGGGACGGACAGGGCGGACAGGAGGCGGGGCAGGAGCAGGGCGGGGCUCCAAGGACGAAGAGCGAGGACCUCCCAGAAAAAGGACAUACGAGCGCCAGUUCAGGAUGCCAGAGCAGAGAGAGGGAGGUCUGCUGCAACUACUGGGAGAUCACACUCUGCCCAAGCACCAGCUUCGCAGCUCCUUUCUUCCUGCGCACACACUCUCGCAUACGCAGCAAACACAGCACAGUCUCACGCAAAAAUUCCAACACACUCACGCACACCAACACCAAAUCAGUCCAGACUGGAUCACAUCGACGGCACCUUCUGCAUCCCCAGCCCAUCCUGUGGAUUCUGAGCCAGCCAGAGAUUUGGCAGGAGCCAGCAGAAGCUCUUUGCUAGAUCCGACCCAACCUUUCUCACGAACAGCAACACAGAGUCCCUCGCCUCAGAGAUCCAUGACUCCAGACCUGCAGCUGCCAGUGGUCACCGAUGCCAGUAUUCUGAACCUGACCUCUCUCAGCAGGGGAAGAGGUUUGCAAGAGGUCAGUGAACAGCUCUUUGGGAACAUCAAGAGGAAGUAUGGCAGGAAAGACUCCCAGAAGAUGCUCUCUAAUCCCCACGGUGCUGAUACACACUGGGGAAGGCAGCCAGAAAAAGGAUCGGAGAGCCCGACUAAUUCAGAGGAGAGGCAGAAGUACAGACAAGAAGAGCCAGCCGAGCGAUUCCACGAAGAGAGGGGCGAAAGGAGAAAAGAGGAAAGGGAGAGAACGGUUGCUGUGAGGAAAGGCGAUGAAGAAGACAUGGGGAUAACCAUGCUGGCGGAGGAAGGGAAAGGAAGAAAGAGAAGGAGGCGACCUUCUUUUGAUGAUUCAUUUUCUGUGGAGGAGCAAUCACAGCAGCGAACUCUAGACUCUGAUAAUACAGAGAAGCACCAGCCCGGACCCCCAGAACCUAAAGUAGCACAUAAAAUAGAGACUCACAAAACUGAUUCUCGACUCACGAGUCAGGCUGACGUCGGCGGAGAGAGGACAGAAAAAGGAGAGAGAACAGAUAAAAGUGACAAAAGAGAAAAAGGAGAGAUAGUUAUCGACCAGGAGUCAGAUCUGAGCGCAAACAGGAUUAAAAAGAAUCCAGUUGGGCGCCCGAAGAUCAGCACAGAAAUACCGAAACACAGAGAGGCCACUCACAAUCACAUCAUCAAACCCAAUCUUAACACAAACUCCAGACUCCCAAGUCCUCCAAACCCCAGCCCCAGCCCCAGGUCCAGCAUCAGUCCGAUCCCCAGCCCUAAACCGAGAAUUAAUAUUAGUCCCAGCCCCAGCCCGAGAGCCAGGGCGGACCUGAGUCCGAGCCCAAGCCACAGCACCAGUUCCACAGCCAGUUCCAGAACAGCCAAGGCCAACGAUAGGUGGUCUUACCUGAAAGCUAAAAGCCUAGCCAGCCUCACACCGCCACAGAGAGACAACCUGGGCAGCCUCUCGGCCUUAGCUGACCCGCCAUCUGCGUUCCCUAUCACCCCAUCCAGCCCGCUCUACACCAACACUGACAGUCUGACUGUCCACGCUCCCAUUAAGAGGAAACGAGGGCGCCCCAAGAAACAGCCGCUCCUAACAGUGGAGACCAUUCACGAGGGCACCUCCCUGUCACCUCCCAGCCCGCUGGCACAGGAAACUAGUGCAGGGCUAAGCCGAAGGAGAAAGAUCCAUACAAUGAACACAUUAGUGCAAAUGACUCCCACAACAAUCUCCAACAGUCUGAAACUGAAGCGUGGCAGGGGCCAUUCCAGACCGAUGAAUAAGAUGAAGCUUGGGAAAAUGCAGAGCAUCUUGAAUGAGAUCCUCGCUGGGUCCAGUCAGAACGGCAGUCUGGCUCUGAAGUCGUCCUCUGCCCCCGUAACCUCAGCGAUGAGCGCCAUGGCAUCCACCAUCGAGGCUCGGUUAGGGAAACAGAUAAAUGUCAGCAAGAGAGGAACCAUCUACAUUGGAAAGAAGAGAGGGCGAAAACCCAGAGCAGAAAGUCAAUGCGCCAAUCCUCCGAAGACCAACAGGGACAAGCCACCGAUGUCUGUCUCCACGUGUGGUCUCUAUGAGAGCCCUGUGAUGCCUUCUACAACCUCAUCUCCCAGCUCCAGUGCUCUCUCCAUGAGAGCCACCCUCUCUGAUGCCACUAUGCCCAGUUUGCAGCCCAUCUCCGCCUUGCCCAACAAACCAAUCGGCAGGAGCUUCCUCUCUGGAGGCUGGAAGCUGUCUCCUCCUCGCCUACUGGCUAAUUCACCGUCCCACCUGUCAGAGGGGGCGUCCGUCAAGGAGGUGACCCUGUCCCCCAUCAGUGAGUCCCACAGCGAGGAGACUAUUCCCAGUGACAGCGGGAUCGGAACCGACAACAACAGCACUUCAGAUCAAACUGAGAAGGCUCACGCCUCUCGACGCAGGUACUCUUUUGAUCUGUGUGGGUUUGAGACCCCAGAGGCAGCAGCUCUGGAGGCAUCCAACAGGGGCAGCAGAGCCCGCUGUGAACGGCAGGUGACGGCGGUUGAUAACUUCCUGUCACAACAAGAGAAGAAGCAGAAACAUCACCGGCGGAAGAGGAAGUGCCUACAGAGCCGGGACCAUCUUCACUUUCUCUCUGAGCUGGAGGAGGUUGUGGUGAAGCUCCAGCAGCUACGAGUGUCUCACAGACGAUACACCUGCUACCCGCAGCAACCCUAUCCUUCCAUUUUCCGUCUCAACUUCCACCAUUACUACCCCAUUACCUACGACUCCUACCCCUGUGACUCCAGCUCGUACCUCCGCAGGAGUGCUGACCUGAAGGCUAAGAGGAGACGAGGUCGUCCAGCCAAAACCAGCGAGCCAAUCACAACGAAACUGCCUUUUGUUCAAGGAUACGGUUAUCCGCUGGCAGGGGGAAAUUACUAUGCAGCACCAUAUGCCAUGCCUUAUGCACCUCCUCUGAGUCUGGGCUACUUUCCCCCUGCUCCUCCAUUUUACCUGCCCCACCACUCACUAGGACCUGCACCCCCAUCUCCCUUCAUGAGGCCGGCUGUCCCCCCUCCUAAGGCUUUCCAUUCCAGUGGACUCUCAAAGCUCCAGCCGGGGUCGAAGCUUUGCGGCGCCAGUGGUCCCCUCCAGGGUUCUUCUGUCAGAGCAGAGGGCCUGGGAUCGCUCGGCAGCGGGACUACAGGUGGCCUUGCCGGGGUUCGUCUCCAUAAGAGGAAGCACAAGCACAAACAUAAGCACAAGGAUGAACCCCUUCUUUCGCCACGGGACCGGCAGGAGUUGGGGGGACUUUUCAGCGGCGCCAAGAGCAACGCUCGUCUCAGCAUGCUGAGCGAGAGGAGGGACCUGACCAGUCAGGGUUCUUCUAAGCAUCUGGACAAGCAGAGGGGCAAUAGCAGAGGCUCAACCCUCGGAUCCAACUUGGGGAUUUUUGAGUCGGACCAGCUGUCCACGCACUCUCUCGCCGACAGUCAGUUCCAUUCUCAUCAGACUGGACAUCCAAUCAAGAGCUUCAUGAGCAGCUACAGUAGCCAAUCGCAGCGGACUGAAACAGGUUCUGACCUCUUUCUGGGGUCACGGGAGGAUAAAUGCGGAGGGAGGAGCAGGAGGGCAAGGCUUGCUGUGUUUGGGGAUCAGGGCCUGAUGCCUUUCCAGACUGCCAGGCAGGAGCCAGAGCAGAUGAACGAAUGUUCCAGUCCCUCGCUCAUGGGUGUUCCCAGUAAGCGGAGGUACAAGCGUCGAGAGGUGGAACAGAUCCAGAAGGACGUCAGGAGGAUGCAUUCUUUGAACUUUGAGCAUGUGCAGAAGAUCCUCCGCGCCAAGCGCCUGCAGCGACAAGCCAAAACGGGAAACAAUGUCAUCAAAAGACGGCCCGGACGGCCCCGAAAGCAGCCGCUGGAGGAGUCAGGAGUGACCAACAGGAGGGCGGAGGAUUGGACUGACGCUGGAGGCCUGGACAUGCUGGCCGGCAGGAGAGGCGACGGCAGGACUCUGGGGAUGCCCGUCCUGGAGAGGUGCGAUAACCUGCCAGGUAGGCAGACCAGCAGGCCCAGCUUGACCCCCGAACCCCUGGAGUUCGCCAAUCACGACUCAAUCUCGGCAACUAUCGAGACCGUGGUGCAUCAAGCGCGAGCCGUGCCGCCGCUGGCCAAAGGGGGGAAGCGCAGAGGCAGGGGCCACAGCAGGGACGAACUAUGGGCUCCUGCCGGUCACUAGGUCUGCCGGAGGGAGCGGCUUUACGGAGACAGGACUGUUUCAAGCCUAUCAGAUGCAGUGCCCUUAAACUUGGGACUCCUUGGUGCACUUUGACUUGUUUCUCCUCUCGAGUCUGUGAGGAAUACAGUGGGUCAGCGGCGGAGCAGGAGGAGGGAACGUUUCAGGCGCCGCUCCUCGGUUUGCGAAGCCCGACCAGACAUGGGCCUUUCAAAGAGUCAACGGACCUUCAUUUACAAUGGCACUAUAUGGUACUAUUUGAUACUGAAUCUGAUGCUAUAAAGUGUGUGGUACUUAUGAUAGUGUAGGAUAUUGUGUGAUUCUUUAUGUAUCUGAUACAGUGAUGUGUAUGGUACGUUAUGAUACUGUAUCUGAAUGUGGCUUUAGCCAUAUAUUUACCAGCAGCGGGAGGAAGGAGGAAUGGUUAAUAUAAAACUGUGCAGCUCUGCUUAUUUUUGCCUUUCUGAGGAAGCUUGUCAAAGACAUGUGGGAUUAUAUAUCAGUAAAUAAGCCACCUUAUCCCUACAACUUCACCCCCGUUUCGCCCUCAGCCAUUUGUAACUUCCCACUUUAUUUGCUCUCUCUGAGAAGUAACUGAUACUUUCUGGCAGCUCCACACCUGAGGUCCCCCCGCUUGACAACUCACCCCAAUUCUUUGGCCCUCCCCGGUGCCUGCCGCUCAACUCCAUCGUCUUUUGUCCUCUCAUCUACUCCCACUAAUGUUUUGCAUCUCCUAUUGCUCCAGCCCCCUCAAUCUACCCCCCUGUGUCACCAAUUUCUCCCUCCCCUGCCCAGGCCUCUCCCGGGCAGUGACACAAAGGCAAUAUGGUGGAUGAGACUGUCCCAGACUGUACAUAGAAACAAAAUCCACUGUUGCCUGCCUUGUUCAAUGGGAAACCAGCUCAUAGACGUGUACUGGCAUACAGUAUAUUAAAUAGAACUGUUGUACCAUAGACAAUGAAGUGUGUAUUGUUUUAUAACCAAAAACAGACAUGGGUGUGACUCAAGACAAGUUUGUUUUCAGACAGAAAGGACGACAUGUAUUCAUCCAUACACUCAUUAUUGUGUUUAUAUCCAGGGGGCAUUGCAUAUCGGAGAAAUAUCAGGUGUGUUUUUAGGAAAACCUUAAAAUUGGUUUAAUGCACUAUAUUAAAAAAAAAAAAGAAAAGAAAAGAAAAGAAAGAAAAAACAUACACUUGCAUCAAUCUAAUGCAGCACUUACUUGCUUGUUCCAGCCUUAUGUUUUGGCAUCCGAUGGUAUGGAUAUCCAUUCCAGAGAGCAUGCAUUAUUUUAAUCAAUUUGUAUAUGCAGGCUGCGCAGCCAAAAGCGUUGAAACAAAGCCCAGGGUCUGAAUCGUGAUUGGACAGUUCAGCAGAAGAGGGCUCACAGUCAGUGUUUUGAGAAGUUAAUCCCAGUCUUUCUACUUAACAUGAUUUUCAAUCCAUAUUCUUGGAAAUAUUUUUGGAACGUAAAACCAGUGUUUAGAUUUAGAAACCAAAGUCUCAGUAUUCAUUGUAAGGAUGUAUUAUUUAAAAGUAUCUAAAUCAGAGUUUGACAAACUCUCUACCAUGUUGGCACCAAUGUAAAGCAUUCCUAUGUGCACUGUAGAAUGUAGCCAUCUUGGAUUUUUUUUUUGUGUCAAUAUGUUAAGCUUUUGUUGAACUCUAUCUACAGUAUCUGUGGCUUUGGGUAGUGGUUGGUAUUUUCUCAAAAUAAGUAUUUCAGAAUAUAAGCAAUGGAUCAGUGUUUCUUUGGCAACUUUGUAGAAGUUUGGUUUGAAGAGAUUCAGUUUUUUUCAGGCGGGGUGGGAUUCUUAGUUGCAACAGUUCAACUUGUGCCUUAUGUUUCUUUCUCUCACCAAUUGCAUUUGACCCGAGAAAUAUGAAGUACGGCAGAGAGUGCCCACAAAAAAAAAAAAAAAAAAGUGACCCAAAACAUUCAUGAUUGUGCAUACGACACAUGUGUCUUAGCCAUCACAACCCUGACGCUGCCCGGCUCCCUUCACGGCGUCCGCAGUCAGCAUCCUCUGUCGGCGGGCGCUAAGUGUGUCGCUCGCCACCUCCUGGUUUUCUGACCCACGUCAUCUUAACAUAACUAGAAGGGCUGGACUCAAGAAGAUGAAAUGCUACUCUACCAACGACACAUCGAGCACUGACCUACAAAGUGCAGCAGUGGUGCAAACAGAAAAAAAAAAAUCCACUGGAUCUCGAUGUGUCUCUAUUGAAUGAUAUUGACUGUCCUCAGUGUCAUAGAUAGAUAGCCAGCGAUCACUUAGUCAGCCCAGUAUGUUAUUUACAACACAUAACUGGUUAUGUGCUCGGAACAGAAGGAACAGUGGGGGUUUUCAUGGAAUUCACGUUCUCGUAGAUUGUUGUUGUUUGCUAUGCAUCAGGCCGUGCCUGGCAAUGACCUUAAGAGGAAUUAAUGUUUUGGGUCCACCCUCCGACAAAGAGAAAUAAGUGGUCUUAUUUACUGAAUACAAUGAAUCCGUGUAACAAAAAAUUGUGAAUAACACCAGUAAUAAUUUGUAAUAAGUUGUGCAGAAAGUGACUAUCAUUUCAUGAAAACUAUAGUGACUGCAGCUCUAUGCAGUACAGCCUUAACCAGAUGUAAAACUACAGUAUUAACGUGUUUGUUGUAAAUAGUGUUAGUAUGUCCAUCCUGCAUGGAUACCAGUCGGGACCGUCUCCUGAAGCCACAGUAGACCUUCUCUCUUCUCGCAAGGCUGCCCAAGACCCGAGAAAACAACGACAGCGUCUGACUUCAGCUAAUUUUCCUCUACACUGACAUUCAUUGAUCCAGCCCGUUACGCAGAUUACACAGAGCGUUGGAAUAAUUUGCCUUACCACACUUUCAAAAGUUCUUGGAGGAUACAAGCCCUACUGUAGUGUACUCGACCAAAAAUAGGUAUCCCGGCUGACUUGUAGCUACUUUGCCUGCGGCCAUUUGCGGCAGUGCCGUAGCACGAAGAGUAAGCAAGAGGGUUGUGUGUUUGGGGGGAGCUCUCAGAGGAAAUAGCCAAAAAUACACUCGUCCUAACGUUGGCGCGCGUAACCUUGCUUCGCCGGAUGACUUUCGGUGGGUCUGCAGUCUGCUGUAGUGAAGACGAGGUCUGGAUGUGCGAGUGGUGAGGUGCGGAAGAAAACACGCUUGGCAGCUUACUCCUCCAUACUGUGGUCAGUCAGCGGUCUCUGAAGCUAGAGUUAAAGACCCCAGGUGUUGUCUGUCCUGUCUGUCUCUCCUACCAGCCAAUGCUCCGGUGCCUUCUAACACUGACAAGUAUUGUCCCGAUCCAGAGCUUUCACUCUACACAGAGACUGCAGAGGGGAUGUGGUUGUGAAUGGGGUUCGAGGCCGCUGCUGUGAUGUUAUUAGUCACCAACUGGAACGGUGGCUACAGGAGGUUCCUGAAGACUGAUGUAAGAGUCUUUUUUGACACAACAGUGCAGCAGUGGGGGAUCCUACAUCAGUGUUUGGGAAGUGUAUACUGUAGUCCACAUUUAAAACUGCAGUACAGCAACUAGGAUGAGAGAUAACGGCACCUAAAUUUUGAUCGCCUCCCAUUCCCUAUGUAGCAUGCUGUGAUGAGUGUACUACACAUGGAGUGAAGGGGUCGUGUGAAACAGAGCCUCAUAAAUGUAGAUUUAGUCAUCCUCACAGCAUACAGUUACACUUCUAAGCUAUAAUGUUGUUUAAAGCUGAAAGUGCAUAUGAAGCAUUGAGAAAACCAAUAAAUUUACUUCUUUAGAGCACAAAUUGAGCUCUUCUAACAGUGUGGGCAUAUUUUAGUUUGUAUACAUAGUGUAUUUGAACCUUUUUCUAAAGUGGGUUUCCUUUAUUUGCAUGCUCAACUUGAUUGUAUGCAUAAAUAUUUUAGACAAGCCGAAAGUUGAAUUUCAAUUGAAUUUGAAGCAAGACUUGUACAUUGUUUGAUAUGUUUCUUUUUGUAAUGAAUUUUUUAAUUCAUGAAGCAUUUUUGUACAUUGUAUGAAUAUUAAAAACUGCAAAUAUUUGACAUAUAGAGUAAAUACUAGAUGCGCAUGCAUAUGCAUAUAUCCUUCACUGUAUGUAUGUGUAAAUGUACACAUAUAUUUUGUAUUUGCAUUUGCUGGCAUACAGAUAUAUGUCUUAAGCACAUAUAUACAUGUAAUAUAUAUGUAUAUCCAUGUCUGCUGGCAUGCUUUUGGUCAUGUUUAUCUUUCAUGAUCUUGUAGGCUCCUUUUUUUUUUUUUUUUUUUUUUUUUAUUUCUCUUUCCUCAAAAAGAAAGGCUCAUUCUUUUGCUACCCUUCUGUUGGCUGGCAGCAUUGAGCACUUAUUAAGAAGAACUACAGUUGAAGUUGUUCAUGUUAUCCAUUGUGUGAAAUAAUAAAUGACUUUAUUGACAGCU
Molecule: messenger RNA, 9277 nt
Organism: Salarias fasciatus (jewelled blenny)
Lineage: Eukaryota; Metazoa; Chordata; Actinopteri; Blenniiformes; Blenniidae
Gene: setbp1
Product: SET binding protein 1
Exons: 7
Coding region: 348-4892 (1514 amino acids)
Biological process (GO): regulation of DNA-templated transcription
Cellular component (GO): nucleoplasm
Molecular function (GO): DNA binding; histone H3K4 methyltransferase activity
Source: RefSeq, a predicted model, not a curated record